Molecule: messenger RNA, 3191 nt
Organism: Ziziphus jujuba (common jujube)
Lineage: Eukaryota; Viridiplantae; Streptophyta; Magnoliopsida; Rosales; Rhamnaceae
Exons: 3
Coding region: 183-2924 (913 amino acids)
Source: RefSeq, a predicted model, not a curated record
UCAUCUCCGCGCUCUUCACAAAUCACAACAGGCUCUCUCAUCUGAUUUCGCCUCCACAAAUCAAAUCACAAAUCACAAGUAGAAGAAGAGAAGAAGAAGACGAAAAAGGACUAUCAUAUUAUCUUGAUUGUUGAUCAUCGCCAGGAAAGAAUUUUCAUUGCUGUCUCAAACAAAGCAAAAAAAUGGAUAUGGAUUAUUGUCUGUCAUCGUCCAAGUCCUUCAAGCCCUCCGCUAUUCCAAAACCUUGUUAUGGAUCUGAUGAUGAGAACGAACAAAAAUAUUAUCAGCAAAUGGGUACAAAUUUUCAUAACCCAAAGAAACCAAUGGCAAAGAAUUACAGGUCGCCAACCAUAUCCGCAGCAUCCAAGGCAAUUAGUCCAAGAAAGAAGGUCUUAACUGAAAGGAAUGAGGGUCCGGACGAGAAGAUCGAUCAGACAGCCACUCUGUUGGUGAUGGUGAAUCCAGUUACUAGUGAUGAAUCUUUGUCUCAAACCACCAUCCCAAAUAAACCAAUGCCCAACAAGAAUUCCAAGUCAGUGUCUCCAACUCCAAGAAAGAAGAUCUUAUUAACUGAAGGUGAAGGGGAAUCUCUGUCUCAAACGAAAUUGUCAUCGCCCACCAUAUCCGCCGCAGCAUCCGAAGCAAUUACUCCGAGAAAGAAGAUUCUAACUGAAAGGAAUGAGGAUGUUCCGGAUGAGAAGACCCAUCAGACAGCCACUCUGGUGGACGUGAAUCCAGUUACUAUUACUGAUGAAUCAUCGUCUCAAACCACCCCAAACAAACCAAUGCCCAACAAGAAUUGCAUGUCAGUGUCUCCAACUCCAAGAAAGAACUUCUCAACUGAGGGGAAAACUCUGUCUCAAACGAAAUUGCCAUCGCCUCCAGUUUCAUCUAAGUUCAAUAUUAAUGAUGAGGAAAAUGUUCGUUUCCCUGAUUCUUCAUCUCAACGGCCAUAUGAUCCAUUAACGAAUUACCUUUCUCCGAGGCCUCAGUUCCGACGCUACAAGCCAAAUAGGCGCUCCAGGGUCCUGUUUGGCCGAGAAAAUGGAAUAAAAGAUGGGUCUUCUACUACGACUGCUAGCCAAAGUGGUUCUUUUGAUGACUCCCCGAGAAGCAUUGAUAAGGAAGCUGCCGCUGCCACUUCCAAUUGCACUUCCUUGGUUUCUUCCCCUUCUUCUUCUUCCUCUGGAGAAGGUUCUGUAAAGCAAGAAGAUGAAGAACUUGACGAAACCGAUGGGGAAAUGUUGGAAAAUGACAGCGACGACGAAGACGAAAGUGGUGACCAAGAGGAAGAGAGCAGCUGCAAUUCAAAAGGGGCACUGAAAACUUUGCUUUUGAUUGUGGUUUUAGUACUUUUUGCCUCAUGCAUAUCUUCCAUGCACCCGUUAACACCUGUUUGUGACUUGGAAUUUCCUAUGGGUAUUAAGGAUGGCUACUACAAUUUUCAGAAUAAUACAUUUGAUGAUGCUUCUUUAGUGAAGAAAUUUGAAACUGGAAAGUUUCUUUUGGACCAUCAAAAAGAAGAAAAAGAAUUGGGUUUUAUGGAAGUAACCAAAAGAGCUAUUGAAAAGGGGAUGGAGGAAGGAAAUAUUAUUGAAGCUGUUUUGGUGAAGAAGCAUGAGAAUAUAGUAGCUGACUUUAUGUAUCAACUGGUGGAAACAGAAACGGUUUUAAUUGAAGGAGAAGGGAUAGCUAUUGGUGAUGGGGUGGAGGAAGAAGGGAGGGUUGAAGAUAGAAACUUUGGAGUUACUGAAGUGGAAAAUUUUGAAAUUGGAGAAACAGAAGGUGGGGAAGUGGCCGAAGGUGAGAAGAUACCCAUAGUUAAUGAGUCGAGUGAAGUGGAAGAACAACAAAAUCAGGGAACUGAUGAGGUUGUACCAUAUCAGAUGGUUGAAAAUUUAGUACAUCAAGGUACUGCAGAGAAAAUUGAAUCUUCUGACGACUACCUGAUAUCAUCCUUGUCUGAACGGCAUCAUAUAGCAUCGGAUAUUAUAUAUGCUUUUCUACAAGAUGAGGUUCUACCAGAUUCAGUUGAAGUUUACAGUGAUGAAGCAGGAGAGGAGGAAAUGGUGGAGAGCAGAAUGGAAAGUGUAGGAAACUUCACCAACUUGGCAGAUGAAGAUGUCUCAGAGAGGAUGGAUACUGAUACUACUACAGGCUUUGAUAAGAUUAUUAAUCUUGUCAACGUGGAUAAUUUGAGGAAGGAGCUUAUCAAGCUCACGGGAACAGAAAGUCUUUUCAAAGUUUUUACAUGGGUUAUGAUGUUCUCUGUGAUUGUUGCAUCUUUGGUUUUGGGGUUCCACUUGAAGCAUAAAGAUAAUAGCAUAAAAAAGGAUUCUUUUGUGGAAGAAAAGCCUUCUUGUGAAUCUGUAGUAGUAGAACCAAAGAAGAAAUUCAAUGGAAAAGAUUCUUCUCUGACCUCGUAUCCUUAUUCUGAAUCUGUGCUAGUAGAGAAAUGCACAUCAGUGCUUCCUAGUAGGGGAGAUAAACAACUUGAUCAGCAACUUUCCUCUUUCAGAAACAACCUUUCGGCUUCAAUUCAUUUCUCGGAGGAAGCUUCUGAAGAAUAUUACCAGAGCCGGGCACCAACAGUUCAAUUUCUAAGCGAGAUUGAGGUUGAAGAGGUUAGCAGCUCUCUAAGAAGCUCUGUCAUGAAAAACAAGAAAACAGAAAGUGAAGAAAACAAUCAUUCUGUUUCUUUAGAAAGUAAAAAAAUGUCGAGGAGACUUGGUGAUUCGGUUUCUGUUCAAGCUCAGCCAACUAAGUCGGAGUUUUCUACCAUGGAUUCCUCUUCAUAUGGAAGCUAUACUACUGAACAGAAGAUUAUGAGGAAAGAGGGCGGCAAAGACGAAGACAUGAAAGUAAUCACAACUCCAUUGAGGCGAUCAAGCAGAUUACGCAACCGUGCAGUCACAUCUCCAUAAAUCAUCAAUACAAAACAGUGGUGUCUGAUUAUCUCAGCCUUCUUCGUCUGAAGAUCGUUUAUGGAGGUUCUCUGGUAACCCUUGACUGUAGAAAUGGGUAGUGUUUUAAAUAUGUAGGAACUGAUAUUUCUAUUUUUAGUUUUGUAUUUCAAUUAAAUGGAGAGAAUAUGAUUGGCUGAUCAUCCUCUCUAGAGACAAGAAUUAAAAAAAUGUCAUAUUCAUGUACGUUUCUUAUCCCUUUCUUUUCCUUUAUGCUUUUAUGAGUUA